AAAAAAAGCAAAUUGUAGCCUCAAGUUUCUAGUUUUCAGAUAUGGACCUUUAAUUUUUGUAUCAUGCACGGUUCCGGAGUAAUCCUAAGAAAACCAACGCAAAAAAAAUUUCCAAAUUUUUGCUCGUCUUUAAAAAUGUCUAUGGGCUUCAAUAAAAUUUUUUUGAUUAUUUGACCUUAUGACUCUUUUAGAAAAUUCUAUGCCCUUUAAUUUUCCGCCCUCUAAAAGUCUCUACGACGAUUUGGCGCCGAGUUAUCAUUGAUAAAUGGAAAAAAGUCCAUUUUGGCUUUGACAAUCAAUAACUCGGGACCUGUUAGUUGUACAGAGAAUGGAAGUACACGGAGAAAAAAGUAUAGUAAAAAUUACAAUACUAUAGUAAAAUUUACUAACAGAUAUGAAAAAAUACAUUCUGUAUUUUAAUUAUUACAAAACAUUUAGUAAAAUUUACUAGUUGGCAAUGAUUACAUAAGAAGAUAUUAAAAAUUACUCUUUGCAUAAUGUAUUUUUUGCUAACACGAUUAUAUUUUUUGCUAUCUGUAUACUAAAUUUUACUGUAAGUAGCCUAACGGUUUUGAAUCACCCUGGAAACAUCCUGGAAUCACGGUGGAUCCACGGUGGAUUUUUUCAUUUUAUCACCGUGAUUCUACGAAUACACCGUGGAAUCAUGGUGGGUACACCGUGUAACCAUCGUGGAAACACCGUGUAACCACCGUGGAAUCAGGGUCAUAAAAUGGCACAAACCCACCGUGUAACCACCCUGGAUCCACCGUGAUUCCACCGUGUUUCCACUCCCAGGGUGUUUCUAGGCUGUAUCCAGGCUGAUUCAAAACCGCCAGGGAAUUUAUUAAUAAAUAUAAAUUUGAGAAAGUAAAUUCUCUAAUACAAUAUAAGAUUUGUUACUAAACAAAGAUAUUAAAAAUUACUAUACGCAAUGUAUUUUUUGCUAACACGAUUAUAUUUUUAUUCAACUCAUGCGCGCUAUUCACGUUUUAUCAUGCCUAAAAUGCGAACCCUAAAUGUUUGUGUCGUUUAUAUGAUAAACAACUCUGGUGUAAAGUAUGAAAUAAAUUAUUUUUAACAAUAUUUGUGCAUUAUAUAUAUGCAUAUAUAUCGACAUAUAUGUAUAUUAUUUAUCGUUUAUAAAAAAAAUCAUAAACAUAUAUUGUUUUGAAAUGUCUUAUUCAGAUAUAACUUACGUUACCCACGUGUUUUACGACCCCGAGACACAAAAAAAAAUAUCCGAUUUUAAUUACAAAGACAAUCCGAAAUUCUCUUUUGGCAGGUAAUUCAUAAUUCGAUAAUAAUUUAACUUAGUUUAUUUUUAUAUUUAAUGAUUUUAGCAUUAAAUUUAAUUGUUUUUUAUUUUAUUUUUUUCUUAGAUAAGAGCAUUUCUUUAUAAAUUUUUAAUGUAGCUAAAAGCAGAUAUCUUGAUGGGAGUGACGCCGUACCCAUCAUUACUAGUGUAAAUGACUACCAGUAUGAAACUACUUCUCAAGUAUUUGAAGUUCAAGCAAAUAGUGACUCUAAUUCUUCAUUAAAUCUUCCUAAUUCUGAAAAUGAUGCUAGCUCUGGUGGAAUUGAUAUAGUAGAUGACAAUUUACACCAGACAGCUACAUCUGAAUAUCAAACUGUUGACCCUACAUUGAAUUUUCUUCAUUUUAAAAAUAAUACCAGUUCUAAUGAAAUGGGCAUUAUUGAUAGCAAUUCAAACCAGACGAUAACAACAGGAUAUGAAACUAGUGACCCUGCAUUGAAUUUUACUUUUGAAAAUGAUACCACUUUUGAUGAAAUCGGUAUCAUUGAUGAAAAUUCAAACCAGACAACAUCAUCAGGAUAUGGAACUUGUAAAGACUCAUUAGAUGAUAUUUUUUCUGACGAGGUUGUACUUGAAGCUGGUGGCAUCAUUGAUGAAAGUGACAGCAGUGACUCCGAAAAAGUUGACGAGUGGAUAAAUAAAAUUAAGCAAAGACAAAUGUCGAUAAAAAAAUCGUCAAAAACUAUUAAUCAACCAUCGAAUUCUACACCUGUCUCAGUAAAAAAAUUCGUUUGGGGAUAUGAUAUUACAAAUGCAUUAGUUGAAAGCUACAGUUAUCAUCAUGAUUGGUACGGGAAUCCGCUGCUACGUAAAAUCUUAUGGGAAAACAUAACAAAUGACUUAGUAAGUCAAAAGUUUGAUGUAACUGCAGAAAUGUGUGAAUCAAAAUGGAAAAGCCUUUUAGUAACGUAUAAAGGAUGUAAAGAUGGUACUGGUCGUGGCCCUACGCGUUUCAAAUUCUUUGAGGCAAUCGAUGAGAUAGAAGGCCACAGGCCAAUUAAUUCAAAAUCAUUUACAAUUAGUGCUACUAAGUUAAAAAAUAAAUCUGUUGAAACUAAAAAUGUUAUUGAGCCCUUAAAAAAAAAUCAAAAAACUAUAAGUGACUCUGAAAAAAAUAAAAAAGAAAAAACAAAAUAUAAACGUAAACGAUCUGCAGACAAUUAAAUCUCAGACGAUAACUGGAAGGAAAAAAAGUUAAAAUUAGAACAAGAAAAACUUGAAUUUAACAAAGAAAAGUUAGUUCUCUAUAAAAAGUAUAUUGAGUCGAAACUUAACUAAUUUUUUUAUCAUCAUUGUUUUUUCAAAGUAAAAAAAAAGUGAUCUCCAGUUACCUGGUCUUAUUAUUUAAAUCGUAAAGUAAAAUUUCUACUGAUAAAUAAAGUCAAUAGUUAAUAAGUAAAAGUUUAAUGUUUAUAACCAUUAAGAAGUUGUUAA
Messenger RNA from Microplitis mediator, 2749 nucleotides. RefSeq lists its product as uncharacterized. The record is from RefSeq and is a predicted model, not a curated record. The transcript has 2 exons. NCBI's taxonomy places the organism in Eukaryota, Metazoa, Arthropoda, Insecta, Hymenoptera, Braconidae. Bases 1685 to 2479 code for a protein of 264 amino acids.